This is a messenger RNA of Carlito syrichta (Philippine tarsier), 1585 nucleotides long. RefSeq names its product plakophilin 3 (gene PKP3). The annotation marks the transcript as partial. Gene Ontology annotation, cellular component: plasma membrane; nucleus; cytoplasm. Gene Ontology annotation, biological process: cell-cell adhesion; cell-cell junction assembly. The record is from RefSeq and is a predicted model, not a curated record. Gene Ontology annotation, molecular function: cadherin binding. The transcript is spliced from 6 exons. NCBI's taxonomy places the organism in Eukaryota, Metazoa, Chordata, Mammalia, Primates, Tarsiidae.
GCCAGUGGGGAGGGGACUUCAGGGACAGGGCCUCCAGGGACAAGACGAGAAGACAGUCCAGGUUGGAGGCGGCCUUGGCCGCGCCAGGUGAACGGCCCGGCGCCCUUGCCGCCAUGCAGGACGGUAACUUCCUGCUGUCCGCCCUGCAGCCCGAGGCCGGUGUGUGCUCCCUGGCGCUGCCCUCGGACCUGCAGCUGGAUCGCCGGGGUGCAGAGGGCCCGGAGGCAGAGCGUCUGCGGGCAGCCCGCGUCCAGGAGCAGGUCCGAGCCCGCCUUCUGCAGCUGGGCCAGCAGCCACGGCACAACGGUGCCGCUGAGCCUGAGGCAGAGGCCGAGGCCGCCAGAGGCACAUCCAGGGGUCAGUACCACACCCUGCAGACUGGCUUCAGCUCACGCUCCCAGGGCCUGAGUGGGGACAAGACCUUGACCUUCCGGCCCAUCGCCAAGCCGUCCUACAGCCCAGCCUCCUGGUCCUCCCGCUCGGCCGUGGACCUGAGCUGCGGUCGGAGGCUGAGCUCUGCCCACAAUGGGGGCAGCGCCUUCGGGGCUGUGGGGUAUGGAGGCACCCAGCCCGCCCCAGCCAUGCCUGCCAGGCCCCUGUCCUUCCACGAGCGCGGGGGCGUGGGGAGCCGCGCUGACUACGACACCCUGUCCCUGCGCUCGCUGAGGCUGGGGGCCGGCGGCCUGGACGACCGCUACAGCGUGGUCUCUGAGCAGCUGGAACCCGCAGCCACCUCGGCCUACAGGGCCUUUGCCUACGAGCGCCAGGCCAGCUCCGGCGCCAGUCGGGCCGGGGGGCUGGACUGGCCAGAGGCCACCGAGGGCCCCCCAAACCGGAUCAUCCGUGCCCCUGCCAUGCGGACCCUGCAGCGGUUCCAGAGCGGCCACCGGAGCCGUGGGGGGCCCGGGGCGGUGCCCGGGGCCGUCCUGGAGCCCGUGGCCCGAGCACCAUCUGUGCGCAGCCUCAGCCUCAGCCUGGCAGACUCGGGCCACCUGCCGGACGUGCGUGGCCUGGACAGCUACUGCGGCCACCGGACCCUGCAAAGGCUCAGCAGUGGUUUUGACGACAUCGACCUCCCCUCCGCAGUCAAGUACCUCAUGGCCUCAGACCCCAACCUGCAGGUGCUGGGAGCAGCCUACAUCCAGCACAAGUGCUACAGCGACGUGGCAGCCAAGAAGCAGGCCCGCAGCCUUCAGGCUGUGCCCAGGCUGGUGAAGCUCUUCAACCACGCCAACCAGGAGGUGCAGCGCCAUGCCACGGGCGCCAUGCGCAACCUCAUCUAUGACAACGCAGACAAUAAGCUGGCCCUGGUAGAGGAGAACGGCAUCUUCGAGCUGCUGCGGACGCUGCGGGAGCAGGACGACGAGCUUCGCAAGAAUGUCACAGGGAUCCUGUGGAACCUCUCGUCUAGCGACCACCUGAAGGACCGCCUGGCCCGUGACACGCUGGAGCAGCUCACGGACCUGGUGCUGAGCCCCCUGUCCGGGGCCGGCGGCCCCCCGCUCAUCCAGCAGAACGCCUCGGAGGCCGAGAUCUUCUACAACGCCACGGGCUUCCUCAGGUGCGCGGGGCGGGGUGGGGGAAG